AUGAUCACCAACGAUGCCCUGCUGGCUUCGGUUAAGCUGCUGGCCUCGGAUUUGGAUGGCACCCUUCUGGACCCACAUCACAAGCCAGCGGCUGGAACUUUCGAGGCCAUCGCAGAGUAUCAAAAAGCUGGGGGCGCUUUCGCUGUCUGCACGGGGCGAGACCUGGGCUCGGCGCGAGGUGUGCUGAAGGGCCUGGACAUCGAUACCAUGCCCGGGGUUUACCUCAACGGCACGACCGUAAAAGGCAAGGGCGGUGAGAUGCUCCGCAAUUUGACGCUUCCGCCGGAGUUACUGCAGCGCAUGGUGGACUGGGGCCGGGAGCACCGGGACAAGGCCUCAAUCCUUUUUGUGGAGGGAGAUGCCCACUAUGUUAUGGACCGCUCCGAGGAGUACGCGCUGUUUAUGCACAAGCACCUCCUGGACCCCGACCCUCUAGAAGUGAAGGGCGGCUGGGCAUCCCCGGAGAUCCCGACCAAGGUGAACAUGAUGCGUGUCAUCUGCAGCCCGGAGGACAUGGACACGAUCAAACCACAGGUGGCUGCCUGCGUCAAGGGCUUGGCCAACUAUGCGCAGUCGCUGCCGACCACGAUUGACAUCAUGGCCCCCGGCACCAACAAGGCUGCUGGCCUCCACGUCCUCUUGGAGGCACUGCAGCUCAGCAUGGCCGAAGUCUGCGCCAUCGGCGACUCCGAGAACGAUCUGGAGAUGCUGCAAUCCGUCCGCGUGGCCUGCGCCAUGGGCAAUGCCGUGAAGAAAACCAAGGCGGUUUCACACUUUGUGAUGCCCAAGAACUUCGACAACCCUGCAGGCGUUGUUUGUCUCGUGCGGUCGCUGACCAGAGCUCUCAACUCUGGGAGCACGCAACCUCCUAAGCCGCAGCAGACUUUGCGAGUAGCCUGCUUCUGCUGUGGCUCCUGGGGCACGGGCGUCGCACGCCAAGUGGGACAGAGCCUGCUUCACCUACCUCGCUUCGAGGAGCCUUUGGCCAUGUGGGUGCCGUCUUCUUUGAUGGCAUCUGAGAUCAGUGCGACUGGCUUCGAUGAGGCAAAUUUGCCCGGCCUGCGGCUGCCAAAAAACGUCAGAGCCACGGCCGACGCUGCGGAGGCCGCUGCGGGAGCGGACUUGUUGAUUUUGGUGGUCGCGAGGGAGAACAUGGCGGAGGUUGUCGAGCAGCUCAAGGGAAAGGUCAAAAGCACAGCAACUGCCGUUGUGAUGUCGAAAAUCCUCAUGCCGGAACCGCUUUCGAAGGAGAAGAGCGACAAGGGCUCUGGGCUCCACUUCGGGAGCGAGUUCGUGAGCAAAGCACUGGGAAUUCCUGCAGCCGUGCUGAUGGGUGGGACGCUGGCUGCGGACGUUGCUCGUGGGUACUUUGCGGAGGCCACUCUGGGCUGCAAGGACCCAAAGGUGAGCGAGGUCUUGCUCGAGCUUUUCAACAAGCCGAAUUUCUCGGUCAGCAGCCUACCCAGCCCGAUGGCCGUGGAGCUUUUUGCGGUCUUGAAGGCCAUCAUUGCCGUGGGCGCAGGGUUCUGCGACGGCCUCGAGUUGGGUCACAACUCCAAGGCAGCAAUCAUCCGCCUUGGUGCAGUGGAGCUGGCAAAGUUUGCCAGGCGAUUCUACCCGGAGGAGGCAUCAAAGGAAGCCCUUACAGAAGCGUGCGGCAUAACGGACAUCAUUGCAUCCAGCUAUGGGGACUCGCGGACGAGGCGCUGUGCGGAGGCCUUCGCCCGGGAGCCGCAGAAGGGCUGGGACCAGGUCGCUCGAGAGAAGCUGCGGAGUGGGGAGCCAGCGGGCAUCGCCGUGCUGCGGACGUGCGCAGCCUUCGUCAGGUCGCAUCGUGCUGAAAGCGACUUCCCAUUCCUGGCGCGCGUGGACGAGAUCUCUGCUUCGAGGGCAGCGCCAGAGUCGCUGACGGAGAUGGCGAUUCCAAGGGUUCGCGCUUCGAAAGCCCUGAAGGUGGCUGUGCUCGGCUCCGGCAACUGGGGCUGCGCUAUUGCCAAGAUCAUCGCUCGCAACGCGCUGAGGCGUACCGAGUUCCAGAAAGAUGUGGCCAUGUGGGUUUACGAAGAAAUGGUCGAAGGCCGCAAGCUCACUGACAUUAUCAACGAAGAGCACGAGAACGUGAAAUACCUUCCAGGAGUUGAGUUGCCGCACAACCUGCAUGCCGAGUCCGAUGUAAAGACUUGUGUCCGGGACGCUCACAUUCUGGUCUUCGUACUGCCGCACCAAUUCUUGCCUGGAUUGUUGAAGUCCAUCAAGGGUGCCGUGCUCGCGGAUGCUGUGGGUGUCUCAUUGGUCAAAGGCUACCUGGAGAUCGAUCGACAAACAGGUUCGUUGACCACCGGAACACAACUCAUCGAGGCUGAGCUUGACAUUCCCUGUGCCGUUUUAAACGGUGCCAAUGUGGCCACCGAUGUGGCCCACGACCAUUUUGCAGAGGCCACCCUUGGCUGCACAAGCGACCAGUCCCAGGUGCUUUGGAACCUGCUCAAUACGCCACAGUUCAGCGUGCGCACCACUCCUGACAGGUUGGGAGUGGAGCUUUUUGGGGGUCUGAAGAACGUGGUCGCCCUGGCUGCGGGCUUCUCCGAUGGGCUCGGCUUCCCGCCUAACACCAAAGCAGCUAUCCUGCGGCGCGGACUGCAAGAAAUGGCCCGGCUCAUCAAGGAGCUCUAUCCCAGCUCCUCGCCAGACACGCUGCUGGAGAGCUGUGGGUUGGCUGAUUUGCUGACGACUUCCUACAGCGGUCGAAACCGCAUGUGCGCCGAGGCCUUCGCAAUGUCUCCGACGAAGAGUUGGGAAGACAUCGAGGCGGAGCUCCUCCAGGGCCAGAAGCUCCAGGGGCCGAGCACCUGCAAGGACGUCUGGGCAAUGAUCGAGAAGCGGGGUCUUGAGAGCAAGUUUCCGCUCUUCACCGCGAUCCAGCGGGCGGUGACCAAAGAGAUCACCCCGGAAGGCGUUUUCAAGUGCAUUGGGCUAGUGUCCGCCACUUGA
Symbiodinium sp. CCMP2456 is the source of this 2991-nucleotide messenger RNA. The record is from the annotation of a GenBank genome assembly. NCBI's taxonomy places the organism in Eukaryota, Dinophyceae, Suessiales, Symbiodiniaceae.